AACAAUCACAUUUGGUUGGUAGCUGAAAAUGAAUACCACACAACACACAGGAAUUCAAGAAAGAAAAAAAAAAUAUGAGUUGAAGGGCAAUUGGAACAUAAAAUAAACAUAUUCAUUUUUUUGAGGCUCUAAUAAAUUUACCAUCAUCAUCCACCAAUUCCUGGGCAUGGCCGUGCUACCUUUCUCAUACUCAAGAUCUCCCACUUUAUCUCUACCAUCAUCUCAACAAAUAAGGCCUAAAACAAAACCAAAUUCCAAGACAAACACAUGCUCUCUAAUCCACUGCUGCCACAGCCAAACAGAACCAAUCGAACUAAAUGGCCAAGCCAGAUUUCGAGAGAAGAACCCUGCCACUGCAGUUGCAUCCCCCGUGGUUGUUCCACCAAGGCCUCGAAGGAUAAUCCUUGUUAGGCAUGGAGAGAGUGAAGGAAACGUGGAUGAGAGCGUGUACACAAGAAUACCUGAUCCAAAGAUAUCCCUCACUGAGAAAGGAAAGGUCCAAGCAGAGGAAUGUGGCAACAGGAUAAAGCAAAUGAUAGAAAAUGACCAUGACCAACAUUGGCAGGUUUACUUCUACGUCUCUCCAUAUAGAAGGACACUUCAAACCUUGCAGCACCUCGCUCGUCCUUUUCAACGCUCUAGAAUCGCUGGCUUCAGAGAAGAGCCUCGCAUUCGAGAACAAGAUUUUGGGAAUUUUCAAAACAGAGAAAAGAUGCGAAUGGAAAAGGAAUUACGCCAGCGUUAUGGUCGUUUCUUUUACCGGUUUCCAGAUGGAGAAUCCGCGGCUGAUGUAUAUGAUAGAAUAACAGGAUUCAGAGAAACGCUGAGAACAGAUAUUAAUAUUGGACGGUAUCAGCCACCUGGGGAGAAGAAAACAGACAUGAACUUGGUCAUUGUGUCUCACGGUCUAACACUUCGAGUUUUUCUCAUGAGGUGGUACAAAUGGACGGUUCAACAGUUCGAGGGUCUCAACAACAUGGGCAACGGAAAUAUGCUUGUUAUGGAAAAGGGUUUUGGUGGAAGGUAUAGCUUACUGAUGCAUCAUGGAGAAGAGGAACUAAGACGGUUUGGAUUCACGGAUGAAAUGCUGAUUGAUCAGGAGUGGCAUAAAUUUGCAAAGCCUGCUGAUCUGAAUUACGAUUGUCCAAUGGUGAAUUCCUUCUUUCCCCACCUCAGUGACAGUGAAGAAACAUGCAGGUACGAUUACGAACAAGGAGGGUGAUCAACAAUUUAUACCAACUUCAUAGUCAAUGCAUAGGCUACAACUACAAAGAAUAUUUUUUAGUUAAAUAACGAUAAUGAGGAGUACGUUCUUGUAACUAAUUAGUAGAAAAAGUUGUACCCAAAAAAUUAAAUAUAUAUAUAUAAAGGAAGAAUCAGAUGUCUGUAUGUGAUACUGUACACAAUGCAGUUCCCGUAUGAGCUACUUCAUAAUCACGUGGGGCUAUCUAGCUCCUUAAUUAUUCACUUACAGUUGGGUAGGA
Molecule: messenger RNA, 1484 nt
Organism: Glycine soja
Lineage: Eukaryota; Viridiplantae; Streptophyta; Magnoliopsida; Fabales; Fabaceae
Product: phosphoglycerate mutase-like protein AT74H
Exons: 5
Coding region: 167-1222 (351 amino acids)
Molecular function (GO): phosphatase activity
Source: RefSeq, a predicted model, not a curated record